Penicillium brevicompactum is the source of this 1479-nucleotide messenger RNA. RefSeq lists its product as uncharacterized. The coding region runs from base 1 to 1479 and encodes 492 amino acids. NCBI's taxonomy places the organism in Eukaryota, Fungi, Ascomycota, Eurotiomycetes, Eurotiales, Aspergillaceae. The transcript has 3 exons. The record is from RefSeq and is a predicted model, not a curated record.
AUGUUCACAAUUUCUUCGACAUUGGACAUAAAGUAUCGCUUGAAUGUCAACCAGCUAGGCGAAAUUGAUAGGGAUUUCUUAGGCAUGAUAUCGGCUGUCGGUGGCUGCUUUCCAAGUGAUUUGUUUGCUCAGGCCCACAACAGUUUGAAUUGGGGUCCACAUGGCCAGGCGAUUUGGCCCGGACCCGGUGUACCUGAAGGGCAUGAGAAAACGCUUGAUCGUCUAGAAAAGGGCGGAUUUAUCAUACCUUUGCCAAACUAUGGGGUAGGCAUAGGCACCACGAUAAUGAUCCAUCCGGAGGUUCCAAAAUUGCUAUCUUGCUUCGGCCAAAUCUUCUCGCGGAAAUGGAAGCGCCUCGCGACGAACGCCGUCCUCCACGCUUAUCCCAAGGACCCCCAACUACGACCCAUUGAUUAUACGGUGGCAGGCGCGUUGCUUAUACCGAUACUCAGACGAGCUCUAUCAAACCUGCUUGAGUGUAGCCCAGAUGGACUAGAAAGACAGACUUUAGAGCUUGCUAUCGAUGCAUGCCUCUCCGCAUCAAAUUUUGGUGAUAAGUCUUGGAAAACAGUCGCGGUUGCAUAUGCCGAACACAUGGCUGAUCAGCUUGGUUGUGCCGUCAUCAAAGGAAGGGUUCACUUGCGAAAGGCCACGCUGGAAAGGCUAUAUCCGUCUGGAGCUGGCUCAAAUCUGCAAGAAAUCAAGAUAACAAGGACGAACAACCGUUCGAACGCGGACUUUGGGAAACUGAUUCUGUUGCAAGCACGGCUCCAAAUCGAAAGAAGGCUGUCUUCAGACGAAAUCAAUACAACCCUCGACCAAUUUCGCGCCUUCAAUCCUAUAUCGGAUAUAGAGCGGUCGGUUCAACUUGAUAUAAAUUUCCUGAGAGCCAAGAUUCUCAGGUAUGAUGGGAGAUUCGGACCUGCUAGGGAAGCCCUUGUGGAUUUUGUGCAGGCCGUGAGAUAUCGGGCGAGUAACUUGAUAACCAUUCACUACUACGAGACCCUUUGCGAAGCAGGAGAUCCUUCUACUGCAAUAGUAGCCCUGGAACAUGAGUAUGGGGAGCUCCUGAAGAAGGAAAAUGGCCAAGCAGGGUAUGGUAGACGGCUGAGGCUGGCAUUGGCAGGUACAUAUUUGAUGAAGGUUCUCUUGGAUCGGUCCAUCGACAACGACUUGCUGGAGAAAGCCGAAAGGCUUUUCAAGAGUGUCCAAUGGACGGCGGAACCAAGCAUGGUUACAAAGCAUAAUAUCUACGUCACGAAGGCUAGCCUCGGCAUGGUUCACCUUAUCAGGUCUGAGUGGGAGGAGUCGUUGAAUUACUGGGAUGAAGCUCUUGACGCGGCAAACACCUGUUUCCCAGAUAUAGGUCACGCGGAGAUGGUCACUCACUUGCGAAAAGAAGUGGAAGGCCUGCUAUUGCAGGGCGAGACUGAAAUGGACUAUGACGCUUUUACCUACAGCGAGUGUUGCAAGAUCUAG